This is a messenger RNA of Cinclus cinclus, 1419 nucleotides long. RefSeq names its product chymotrypsin-like elastase family member 1. Gene Ontology annotation, biological process: proteolysis. The coding region runs from base 1 to 1419 and encodes 472 amino acids. Gene Ontology annotation, molecular function: serine-type endopeptidase activity. The transcript is spliced from 9 exons. The record is from RefSeq and is a predicted model, not a curated record. NCBI's taxonomy places the organism in Eukaryota, Metazoa, Chordata, Aves, Passeriformes, Cinclidae.
AUGCUGCAGCUCGUGCUCCUCGCCGCGCUCGCCCUGUGCGGGCGCUGCUCCGAGCUGGAUCUCGAUGGGAUGCAGCGGGUGGUCGGCGGGACCGAGGCGCGCUCGCACGCCUGGCCCUACCAGAUCUCCCUCCAGUAUUACUCCGGGGGCGGCUGGUACCACACCUGCGGAGGCUCCCUCAUCCAGAGGAACUGGGUGAUGACCGCCGCCCACUGCGUGAACAAUAACUUCAACUACCGUGUGGUGGCCGGCGAGCACAACCUCAACACGAACGAUGGCAGCGAGCAGAUCUUCAGCGUCAGCAAGAUCAUCGUCCAUCCCUACUGGAACAGCAACAACGUGGCCGGGGGCUACGACAUCGCCCUGUUCCGCCUGAGCGGCUACGCCACCCUGAACAGCGCCGUGCAGCUGGCGGUGCUGCCCCAGGAGGGCUCCAUCCUGCCCAACAACUACCCCUGCUACAUCACGGGCUGGGGCCUGACCCGCAGCAACGGGCAGCUGUCCAGCGUCCUGCUCCAGGCCUACCUGCCCGUCGUGGACUACCAGACCUGCUCCAGCGCGUCUUACUGGGGCUCCACCGUCAAGAACACCAUGGUGUGCGCCGGCGGCGACGGCGUGCGCUCCGGCUGCCAGGGCGAUUCCGGCGGUCCCCUGCACUGCGCCGUCAAUGGGCAGUACCAGGUGCACGGCGUCACCAGCUUCGUGUCCAGCCAGGGCUGCAACGUCGUCCGCAAACCCACCGUGUUCACCCGCGUGUCCGCCUACAUCUCCUGGAUCAACAGCGUAAGGCGGCCGGGCCGGGCUCAGCCCCGGCGCUCUCGGGCACCGCUGCGCCGGCCCCGGCCCCGCGCGGCUCAGCCCGGCCCUUCCUCCCUUCCAGGUGAUCGCCCAGAACUGAGCGCAGCGGGACAAGCGCUCGCUGCCCCUCGCCCACGGACAUCCCCUGACCCUCCCCCGCCGCGCUCCGGGCUUCUCGCCCCCGAGCCGGCCGCAAUAAAAUCUCUCCUCCCGUCUCUGUGCCUCCGUGCUGCCUUGGCCCGCGUCCGCCGAUCCUUCCUCCUCCGGCCCGACAUCCUCCUCUCCUCACAGCUCCGGCACCAGACCUUCCCCGCCGCCUCCUCCUCCUCCUCCUCCUCCUCCUCCUCCUCCUCCGUCCCGGCGAGCAGGAGCUGGCUCCGAGCUGUCGGGGCAGCCCGAACCUCCGCUGGGGGGUUGUGGCACAGGCGCAGGAUGCAGCUGAGGGACGAGGAGGUGGCAGUCCCGGAGUGUGACACCUCUCAUGGCCAGGGAGCAUCCCACGGAGGUUCGGGCUGCCCCGACAGCUCGGAGCCAGCUCCUGCUCGCCGGGACGGAGGAGGAGGAGGAGGAGGAGGAGGAGGAGGAGGAGGCGGCGGGGAAGGUCUGGUGCCGGAGCUGUGA